Messenger RNA from Cercopithifilaria johnstoni, 489 nucleotides. The record is from the annotation of a GenBank genome assembly. NCBI's taxonomy places the organism in Eukaryota, Metazoa, Nematoda, Chromadorea, Rhabditida, Onchocercidae.
AUGGCUUCCAAAAAUUAUGCCAAUGAUUUCCGGUCUGUAGUGGAUAGGAAUUACAAACGUUAUAUUUUGAGAAGUGGCUCGAAUUGUUUGUGCUAUUUGCGACAUCCAAGUGGAGUAUUAGUGGUGACGUUGUGUAAAAAUCAUGAAUUGGUGCAGAAGCAGAUAAGAAAAAUUGAUUGGCACAUGAAAAGAAAUAAGGGAAUUGAUCGAAGUAAGCAGAAAGUUAGCGGAAAAGCAAAAAAGGGUGGACUAAUGCUAUUGCCAGAUACAAAACUCUGUAUUGUGCAUUGUGAAGAUGGUACCGAAUAUAUACUACGUGCUGGUAUUAAAUCUCUUUUGAUUGAAAUCAAUGAACGACUUCUAGAAAAUCCUAAUUUGAUGCGUUCUGCUCCUGAAAAUCAAGGUUAUAUUGCGAUAAUCAUACCAUACUCUAAUGAACGAAGGCAGCCUCCGCAAGCUUUUAUUGAAGAAGAUGAUGACUGUAAUUAA